AUGCCUGUUCGACAGCAAUCCAAGCGGGGAGGACGUCAACAAGGUCAUCCCGCAAAAGAUGAACAUGUGGCUUCAUGGCCGAAAGAUGACAGCACGGGAGUAGGCCCCGAGGCAGGCAAUCCCAAGUCGCUUCAAGAUGUUGAGGGGAAAGAACCGAAGACCUACGCGAAGGUUAAGGGUUUAGGUCGAGGUCGCCAUGGCGAGAUAGAUAGCCGAGGAGGUGAUUAUCAAGAGGGUCCUGUCUUUUCAAGAAAUACGAAUGUCACAUCGUCCUCAGCCGACAAUCUGAAAAAAGGUGUGAGCAGCGAUUGUUUCUAUUUGGACGAUGACGAGAUGUGGCAUGCUAUCUGUGUCUCAACAUUCAAUCAGCGUGGAGACACAAAAUUGCUUGCUGACACACUUCGCCGAAAACUGUCUGUGAUAAAAGACUACCAGUUCUUUCUAGAAGCAGUGAGGUGCGAAACUCUGGGGGAGCCCAACCUUCGAGACACCUGCAUUCGGCUUUACCUCUUGGUUAAGAGCUGCGGCCAUGCUCCACCAGGAUCUCACGUCGACAAGGCUCACUUUCACGAGCUCUCUGCAGAGUAUCUCAGCGAGAGCAAUGAGGAAAUCGCCCAAAUUGCCAGCCAGUUUGAAAGAAUGCCUAAACGACAGGUGUCUGGAGAUGAAAGGGUCGAAAGAGAAUUGUCUGUAUCACAAAUUUCAUAUCCGGUGCAAACCUGGUCUCCCCAAAAGAAGAAUAACAAAAUACCAUUGCGACCGUCCUUCGGGGAGAGUACACGGAGUCGACCGCAAAGUCAUGGCACAAAGGAUGAGCUAGACCUCGGCUAUCACAAAAAGGACAGCAAAUGGUAUACCGUUGGCAGGGUUUUCACAAUGUUGUGGCAUGCCAAUGCCACCGGCGUCGGACACACAGAGGACACGGGCUUUACAAGCCUUGGCCCAUACAACCAAAAGAUCUAUAGCCAAAUCCGCCGUUUCGCCGUCAUCAAACAGGGCCAUGGGUUCUCGUGGGCAAUACCCAUCAAUACAUAUCACGGGAAGGGCAUUAGCAGGGACAGCUUUGACGAAGAGGAUCGUCAAGCACACGCCAUCAUUUACAUGGAGGAUACCAAGCCAGAAAGCCUUCCUGGGGAGUCUGUCAUGUUUAAAAACCCGAUCAUGGUCGAUAAAACAAGCGAAGACAAGAAGUUAAACCCUGCAAGUCGCAUCCGGUUCGACAAAGUCUUCACCAUUGAACAUAACGUCAGGGUCAAGAACGUCGGCAAAAUAUCAGCUGCGUCGAUGCCUUAUUUUCGUCUCUACUGGCAAGAGCAGCUGGCAGAAUUUCUGAAGACGCAAGCGACCAUUUGA
Cladophialophora psammophila CBS 110553 is the source of this 1353-nucleotide messenger RNA. RefSeq lists its product as uncharacterized. Bases 1 to 1353 code for a protein of 450 amino acids. The record is from RefSeq and is a predicted model, not a curated record. The transcript has a single exon. NCBI's taxonomy places the organism in Eukaryota, Fungi, Ascomycota, Eurotiomycetes, Chaetothyriales, Herpotrichiellaceae.